CAGAGCUUCUGCUCUUCGACGUCAGAUGGCUUCAGUCACUGCACGUCCUGUUAAGUACUGUCAAGUGGUGUGUUGUUUGCAAAGGCUGCUCAGAUCUCUGCUCACUUCCAGGCUCAGCUGCAGCAAAGUGCUGGAAUCCUGACUGAAGUAUCAAGACUUUCUCCAAGAAGUUCCUUCCACAGCAGUGCCAUGCGUGUGUGCUGUAGUCACCUGGUCUUGGCUGCCAUCUUGUGGGCGAUGCUGUGCACCAGAGCGGCUGUGGCUGGGACCAACACCACAGAGCUCUUUCCCCUCACUGUGGCUGAGUUUGGGAUUGAACUGAACUGGAGGAACAGAAGCAGCAGUGAUGUUCCUCACAGCCGGAGGAAGCGCUACAUUUCCUCCAGGGAUAUGAUGGCUUUACUGGACUACCACAACCGUGUGCGGUCUCAGGUCUUCCCACCUGCUGCAAACAUGGAGUACAUGGUGUGGAACGAGAAGCUUGCAAAGUCAGCUGAAUCGUGGGCCUCAAAGUGCAUAUGGGAUCAUGGGCCACCGCAUGUCAUGAAGCACACGGGCCAGAACCUGUCCAUCACCACAGGAAGGUAUAGAUCAGUCCUUGAGCUGGUGAAAUCAUGGCAUGAUGAGAAGUAUUCCUUCUCCUACCCCAACAGAUGCAAAGGCUCUGUCUGCACUCACUACACACAGAUGGUGUGGGCCAGCACCAAUAGGAUUGGGUGUGCCAUCAACAGGUGUUCAAACAUGUAUGUGUUUGGUUCUACAUGGAAACAGGCUACUUUACUGGUCUGCAACUACUCCAUCAAAGGUAACUGGGUGGGAGAAGCUCCAUACAAGACAGGAAAGCCAUGCUCAGCUUGUCCUUCUAUUUAUGGCGGAUCCUGUAACAAGAAUCAGUGCUUCACAUCAAGACACAGAAAAAAGCUCAAGCGGUUUUAGUCACACAGAUUGAAAUGAAUGAAUUGUGACUGACACAAGAACUUUUUGUGGAAGCACAUUUUUGUGUUGCACCACUAUUGAUUUCUUUUGUAAAAUAUUACAUUUUCACACGUUUUAUACCGCAGUCGAAUUAACACCUAACAAUCGUCACACACAAAAACCCUCAGAUUAAUUGUUGUAGUCGUCCCAAGAGUCAGUCCUGUGACUGCUGUGUUGUUGUCUCUUGUCCUUUCCCUGGACUGUUUGCACUGUUUUGUAUGUUUGCAUUACUGUAAGAGUGGCAUUGCCGUUAGGUUCGUGUUGAGAGUUAAGCACUUUUAUGGUUUGUGUACACCCAAUAAAUUUUCUAACCUUACAAAGGAGUUGAAUUGUGUUUCACUAUAUCCAAGUGACUAUCUUCUCCAAAUGUGUACCAGACUCAUCGAAUGAACAUGGUUGUGUUGUUGAGAGUCCUUUCUUAAUAUGUGCUGGGUUUAGUUCCAAAAAAUAUAGAAUUGCUUAAUAAUUGCACUGAUUAAAAAAGAAAUGCCUCUUCCUAUGUUUGGUCCUGAAUCCUGAUUAAAACCUCAAGCUAUGAAAUAGAUAUAAAAAUAAAAUUCAAAAUAGAAAUUAUAUAACUGAAAAUUUUAACACUUUAAAGUUGAAAAUUUACACGAUUGAAAUAAAAAAAA
Molecule: messenger RNA, 1607 nt
Organism: Hemibagrus wyckioides
Lineage: Eukaryota; Metazoa; Chordata; Actinopteri; Siluriformes; Bagridae
Gene: r3hdml
Product: R3H domain containing-like
Exons: 6
Coding region: 190-936 (248 amino acids)
Source: RefSeq, a predicted model, not a curated record